Lecanosticta acicola is the source of this 738-nucleotide messenger RNA. The record is from the annotation of a GenBank genome assembly. NCBI's taxonomy places the organism in Eukaryota, Fungi, Ascomycota, Dothideomycetes, Mycosphaerellales, Mycosphaerellaceae.
AUGGCGCACCAGGCAGACGCCAAACGCGCUCUGGAUGAGCGAGGAUAUCAAGGAACACUCAUCCGGGGCGACAAUCCUCUCAAGCUCUUCGAAAAGCCGGUACGCGACCGCAUCGUCGACUCCUACUACUGGAAAGAGCAGUGCUUCGGUCUCAAUGCUGCCACGAUUCUUGAUCGCGCCGUCGAGCUCGCUUUCAUCGGUGGUACCUACGGCGGCGCGCAAAAGCCAACGCCAUUUCUGUGUUUGGCGUUCAAGCUGUUGCAGCUGACACCCGAACGCGAAAUCAUCAUGUACUACUUGGAGCAAGCUGGCGACGAAUUCAAGUAUCUGCGCGCGUUGGCGGCCUUCUACAUUCGACUCGCGUGGGAGAAGGAUGAGGAGGUCUACACCACUCUUGAGCCGUAUCUCGCUGACUUCAGGAAGCUCAAGAGAAGGACAAGAGAGGGAUGGGCGUUGACACAUAUGGACGAGUUCAUUGACGACCUGCUGGUGAAGAACAGGGUCUGCGCGACCACAUUGCCGAAAAUCAAUCCGAGAACUUUCUUGGAGGAUGAAGACCGACUUGAGCCGCGAGCAAGUGCGCUUGGAGAGGAGUUGGAAGAGUUGGACCGUGACGAGGAGGAGGAUGGAGUCGAGAGUGAAGGAGAAGUCGAGGAAGUUGCGAUGAAUGGCAACGGACGCCGACAUUCAGACGACUCCAGAUCUCCAAGCGACGAAGACAUGAGCGAUGCCGAUUGA